This is a messenger RNA of Prorocentrum cordatum, 5589 nucleotides long. NCBI's taxonomy places the organism in Eukaryota, Dinophyceae, Prorocentrales, Prorocentraceae. The record is from the annotation of a GenBank genome assembly.
AUGAAGUUGGAGAUCAACACCAAGAAACUUGUGAUUGCGUUCAGAUCAGAUUUCGAGCAAGCUGCCAGUUUCGACCAUGCUGGAGUUCGCAGAGGCACUGUUUCGGACCGAGGGGUGUACAUUGUGGCUGUGGCAAUAUCUAUGUGGGCAUGGUCGGACACUCAGGAGCUUGAGGGGACGAAUUCGCUUGUGAAGUUGCAUUGCAUGCGAGCUCGUAACUUGACUUUACCACUCUUGUCUUCACGAGUGUCGACCAAGAAAUCAAUUGGUCUUGGUCGACGGGGUGCCAGCUUACGUUUUAGCAAGAUCAAAGAGCGCGCGAUCCACGUGCUCGACCAGUGCAGCAAAGGGGUAUCAGACGAAGAUGUCGAGUAUGUCCGAUCCUUGGAAGACAGGUGGGCACCGAUUGGCCAGUCGAGCGCACCGUUCAUCGUCCCAGACGUGCCACCGAAGCCAGCGCUUGAUGAUUCCAUGGUGUGGUCAGCUGCCCAGAAUAUUCUUUGGCACCGCUGCUGCAGCAAACCUACAGUGUUCCACUGCUGGUGCUUGGGGGAUAUCGGAAUCAAUUCCGUUGUGUUCCUAUGUGCUGAGAAGAGUUGGUCGCUUGGUGUCUUGUUCCAGGCUGUCGUGACAUCACUAGGAGAUGGGCAGUACUACACUGGUGACAUCACUAUUCCAUUCAAGUGGGUAAUGUCUUUUGAUUUGUGGGCAAGCCAGUACAGCUUCUUGCAGGACGCCUCGCAUGAGCUGCCGAAGGGGAUGAACGUGGCGAGGUUGGCCAAGCGGCGUCGAGUCGACGCUGGGCCAGGGGCUGGACACGGAGAUGUGGUUGAGGAGGACGAGGACGGCGCCGACGAGGGCGGCGACAGUUCCGACGGCGGCGAUCACGGCGGUCACGGUGAGCACAGUGAAGAGUUCGAUGAGGAGGUCUUGAGAGAACUCGCAAUGAACAUGAUGGAGUCUGCUUACGGCUCGCUCGACGAGUCGAGCGUGAACGCCGAUGAGGAGGCGGAGGCGAUUGCUGCAGCUUUGGACGAACAGUCAGUAGAUGCUUGCCAGGCCGACCGCAUCAACCAGCACAGCCCCAACUACGGCAUCCACUGCGAGGUGGGCGAUGACGAGGACGACGCGCUGUUCACUGAUGAACCUCUUGCUGAUCAGUUGGGCGUUGUGCCGCCCGCUGCUAUAGACGCUGCGUGUGAAGCCGACAUCUCUCCCGCAUCACUUAUCUGCAAUGGCGGGUCGUGGGACAUGUCGGUCGAGGCAUUUGCAUCUGCGACAUUCGUUGAGCAAUCGAAAUUGUUCGCGCACGAUUUUGACAACCACGUCUCUAUUCACGGCAUCACCUCGUUCAGUGAGGCCCUGUCUGUGGCCAAUGUGAAGAAUCAACGUUCGGAUGAGCCAUACGUCGUGUUAUGGAAAUUUGCAUCGAUCAGCAAGCUGACCGCCGGCAACGGCAAGUUCUCUGUGCCAGUGAAGUCGCUUACGACCGACUGGGGAACCAAAGACCAGCUGCCAGAGCUGGCAAACUUCGGCGAUGAUCCAACGGCCGAGGCGAGCUGCGACACGCCACCAGCCACGCCUUCAGUGCCGGGCCAGGGUGACGAGAACGAUGGGGAGCGCAUGAUGCUGACCAGCAUGGUAGAUAAGUUCUCAAAGGUGACGUACAGUACGGCGUUCUCUGGCAUUGACGCCCCGGGGACUGCGUUGUGCAUGUUGGCUCUUGCGAUAUCGUGCCUGACUGGAUGCUCUUGCAAGCACCCCGAGCACAUCGCAGCAAUUGAAAAGGAGGAGCGGUUCUUGUCCGAGUACGAGCAGGAUCCUCAUUUGCCAGGCGAUUCCAUCGUGAACGUGACUCAGGACCCCGAGCAGCGGUUCAGGGCCUCGGACUCCGAGGUACAGACUAUGCUCAAUGCAACGAUCCCGUGGUUCGACGGGAAUGGGCGCAGAAAUUUUGUGAGGCAUAAGUUGAACGAUCGAGAGUCUCAGGCCACCUUGGAAAAGCAGGUUGAGAACAUCUUCAAAUUCGGAGUCUGCGAGGAGGCACGUGGAGUGCCUAUGGCAACACUAUCGGCUGGCGAUUCUCCCCCUUACAAUCUGUUCACGUUUGGCCACUUGUCGACAGCGUUCUACCUUGCUCUUGAACGCAACCCAAACAAUACGAACGUCAAGGCCGCUUUCAGGAAGGGGCUUUCUCGAGUGAUCGUGUUUCAGUUCUCGACUCCCGACGACGUCGUGUCAUGGGUCAAAACCUUCAUGAACUACACAUUCGGCCAGCAGCAAGUCAUCCAGAUUGUUGAGAUCCUGGAGUGCGUGUUCAAAAUGCAAGCUGAAUGGCGCGCGCACUGCUUCGCGAAUGGGAUCACUUCGCGGGGCCCCGCUACCGAUGACGAGAGCUACCGUCAGAAAGCAUGGGCGUUCGUUUCGGAGCACUUCAAGACGGAGAUCAGGCUCGGCAUGGUCACGUCCUCCACGCAGUUCGAGAGCUACUGCUACAUCGUCAACUGUUUCAGCAAGGACAAGUUCGACAACUGGACUCAAGUGCGCAAGUGGUUCAUGGAUAACGCUGUGUUCGACGAUGGUCAGCUCACGAUGUCCAAGGUCCUCUCAGCGCUACGCAGCAUUGCGUCAUUCGUAACGUCACUCAGCAACGCCAAGAGCGGACUACUUCAAGCUGGCUUGGUCUCUCUGUCGCUGUCUGACUGCCGGAUGGUGCUGGAAGAGAUGUGCAAGUUCACGGUGGUUACGAUAUACAAUAAGCGUCGCAAGGCGGACCUCGAGGAUUGCUGCUCCACUUCGAAUCCCAAGAAAGCCAAACUUGAUAAGAAGGAUACUAGUGUGUGGACCACUGGCCUUGACAAGUAUGCUACGAACACUGACUGGCUACUGCGAGAUGGCGCCGAGGCCAACACCAAGCUCAAGAUCCUGACGGUGGACAUCAAGACUGGGAAGGUGUACAAAGAAGCCAUCAGACGCCAACAGAAGAUAGAUGUUAUCAAUGAUGCCAUCUGCGCUGCGCAAUCAAUGACGAAACCUGCUGGUGCUGCUUCUGGGCGCAAUGCCGGGAAGAAGACGAAGGCUGGUGCAGGUGGGAUCGAACGUUUGUUCGCAGAGGCGAAAGAGGAGCCGACUGAGCAGUCCGAGCAACAACCUGACGAGGAGGCAGCACUGACCGACGGCGACAAGAAGGAUGAGCAAGCAGUUGUGCCCGCGGCAUCCCGAAGGAGAGGAGGCGGCAAGAAGGCUUCGACCACCACCGCAGUGGAGAUGAAGCAUAUGGAGACGGUUAAGGCUCUCAAGACCGCCAAAGAUAUGCCAAUCACGUGGUUCGAGGACAUGUGGGUCGGGAUGUCAGCGGCCAUCGACGAUGGCCUUGGAUCGGCCGCUUUCCACGGAGACGAGCAGAGGAAAGACCCGUCCACCGUGCAAGCUGUUGACAAGGUGACUUUCAACGAGUUGAAGAAAACCCUGUCUGGAUGGUCUGCUGUGCGUGCUGAGGCCAAGAAAACUGCCACGCAGAUUGUGCUCUCUAGCCCGUGCGCGUCGAAGAGUACCGUGGAUGCUGGGUGCGCUGCCAUGUCUGACGAAUCGAAGCUCAACAGUGCAGAGAAGCAAUUGAAUUCGGUCUUCUCGGAUGACACCUUCACCGAACAUAUCUCAGAUUUCUUGAGCAACAAUCCCUGCGAGGUCGACAUGUUUGUGAACCACUUACCAUGCUUCGCGGCGCUGAUGACUGCUGCCUGGAAAUCGUUCGAGUCGUAUGCCAAGGCAUCCAUGCCAACCAAGAAGGAUAAGGAUAAGCCACACCUGUUGGACGUUGGCUCUGUGAUGACUUGGGUUAUGGAGGGUUUCAGCCAGUGUAGCCAGGACUGCGCAGCUCUUGGAGACAAGUUCCUCAUCCCAGCGAAAGAUCUCGCUGUCGUUUGGGCUAACCCUGAGCAGUACGGUGAUUUCGUCGUCCCGGAGGCAGCCACUGCUAUAUUUCCAGAUAUGAUCUCCAUCGAGAAUUACCUUCUGUGCCGCGGGAAGUGCGUCAUCGAGCUUAUGACAGCAUUGCUUAUUCGGUGCCAGUCCCGCGGGAUUGUCUGGACUGUCAAUUCAGCUGCGAUUCCGAAGGAAAAGGUCUCUACGGCAGUCCAGAUCCUGAAGCAAGAGAGCCAGUCGAAGUCUGUCCUAUUUCAUAUGGACUGUCGGUGCAUUGGCCUGGGGCGUGAUAAAUGGCAGAACACAUGGAAUUCAACCUGCAGUCUGUUAUUCGAGGCUGUCUUGCACAAGUCGGUCACGGCGGAGUCUGAACAGCUGGACACAAUCAUUAACGACAUUUGCGUGGCAGCACAAACUCUCUGGGGAGUGCAGCAGGCGUCGCAGGCUGCCCAAGAGGCCUUCGACAAGGAAGUUGAGAAUGCAGGCGCGGUCGAGGCUGUGGCUGCCUCUGAUGCAAUUGUCGCCGCAGGCACUGCGAGUGAGCCUAAGCAGUCUUGCCCCGCGAGCGGUGGUGGUCCUGGUCUUACUACUUUGGGCACUCUUGGCGAAGUGAUUCGCUACCAGGACUCGUCCCUCUACGCUGACGCUGGCGAUGGGCCAACUGGAUCAGCUCUCCGUUCCACUCAGGUCGCCAAGAAUGCUGGCAAUAUUGAGAAGUUUGGUAUCUUCAAGGUUCCAGCUCGUGAGGUGACAGCCGCCUUUGUGAAGCAGGUUUGCCUGGCUGUCGAGGGCCAGCUGUUCAACCUCGCAUUCGCCCCUAACUGCAAGAGUGAGUCAUCGUGCCGUAUCGAUGUUACGUUUGCUUCAUCAGUUUCGAAAAAGGGUAGCAAUUCUGGCAUCAGUUCAAUCAAAAUGGUGAGCGAAAAGAAGAUUGUCAAGGAGUCUACUACUGACCUGCCUGAGGACACUUGGGCCCCGAAGAUGUUCUUUGCAGGUACUGUGACGACCACCCCUACAAUGAAACAAUCCUUCCACAUCAUGACUAUUUGUGGGGUCGAUGUCUCUAACUCCAAGGAGCUGACCGCAGACAAUGUCAUGGCCGCAUGCGAGAGCGGCUCCGAUACGAUGAUCCAGAUCCCGUUGUACGUAGGGUACGAUGAGACGCAGCACGGCAUCGUGAGCGACUGCCCGAUCCCGGCGUGGAUGGUCACCGCGAUUGACGCGACGACGGCUACCACCACAGCCGCGCCCAAGAGGAAGUCCAAGGCCAAACCCCCUCCUCCUGUUAAGUCACCCGAGCUACCGCAGGCACCGCUGACGGUUGCGUUUCAGAAUGUCGUGUUCGACUUGCCUAGCUGGUUGCACGUUGGCAACAUCAAGGAGUGCCGCGCGUGCCUGCCAUGCCUAGUUGCUUCUGGUGCGAGCUCGAACCCUCCAGUCGAGCUGUGGCGCUACCUCCUCCCCGACGAGAAGGCAAACCAGACAGCAACCGAUGCUGCGGGAGCGUCGGCGCUGCUCGGUGGCAACGCGCUGGCCAACUCCAAGAAGGCCAGCCACGCUGCCGCCGACGGUCAGGGAGAGCAGGCGGCGAGUUCGGCCGCCGCCGAGAAGAUUCCUGGGACCAAGAAUCUCUCUAGGAACGAGUACGCACACCUGCUUAAGUAG